This is a messenger RNA of Dreissena polymorpha, 1512 nucleotides long. RefSeq names its product peptidyl-prolyl cis-trans isomerase B-like. Gene Ontology annotation, molecular function: peptidyl-prolyl cis-trans isomerase activity. Gene Ontology annotation, biological process: protein folding; protein peptidyl-prolyl isomerization. The coding region runs from base 112 to 744 and encodes 210 amino acids. Lineage: Eukaryota; Metazoa; Mollusca; Bivalvia; Myida; Dreissenidae. Gene Ontology annotation, cellular component: intracellular membrane-bounded organelle. The record is from RefSeq and is a predicted model, not a curated record. The transcript is spliced from 5 exons.
AAUCAAAAUCGGACAACAACGUAUCCGGUUGACUUCUGUCAAUAGUUAGCCGGCAAACUGAGUCGCUGCAAAUUACUGUUAUUUGCUGCUCGUAAAAAGCAAGUAAAGAUAAUGGCAUCCGUAGGAAUACUGUUUGUGUUUGUGGCUCUUCCACUAAUUAUUCUAGCUGCUGACUCCCAAACUAAAGGGCCAAAAGUAACGGAUAAGGUUUAUUUUGACAUCGAAAUUGGAGGAGAAAAGGCAGGGCGAAUUGUGAUUGGAUUGUUUGGAAAAACUGUUCCCAAAACGGUGAAAAAUUUCAAGACACUUGCAGAAGGAAGUGCAGAUGAUAAAUCUCUUACAUACAAAGGCAGCAAAUUCCAUCGAGUGAUCAAAGACUUCAUGAUUCAAGGUGGAGAUUUUACAAGAGGAGAUGGCACAGGAGGUAAGAGCAUUUAUGGUGAGAAGUUUCCUGAUGAGAACUUCAAGCUGAAGCACUACGGCUCAGGCUGGAUGAGCAUGGCAAAUGCUGGCAAGGACACCAAUGGCUCACAGUUCUUCAUAACAACGAAGAAAACAGAGUGGUUGGAUGGGCGUCAUGUCGUCUUUGGAAAGGUUUUAGAAGGCAUGAGUGUAGUCCGAAAGAUAGAGAGUACAAAGACUGGGAGCAAUGACAAGCCACAGAAGGAUGUAGUUAUUGCCGACAGUGGAUCUUUAGAAGUUGCAGAGCCAUUUGCUGUUGAAAAAAAGGCAUCUGAUGAGUAAAUCCAUAUCAAUACAUUGUGCGUAAUGUCGAAUGCAAUGUUAUGUGCUACUUUCUUCUUUAUGUUUAAAAACUUGGAACUCAUAAGUGUCAUUUACUUUAAACAACGAUUUGUGUUGCAAUAAUAAUUUGGAUGAUUUUAUGUUUUGGGUGUCUAAAGUGGUGAUUUAGAUUUUGUGCACUUUAAAUCAAAUGUUUACAUUAGUGUCAGUUUUACUGUAUUGUAUUUUAGUAGACUGUACCAUACAAAAUGGACACUGUUUACUCUUAAGUUUUGUACUAGCCUUUUGUAUGUGUUGACGAAGAAAUGUUUGUAUCACAUUGAUGGGAUUAACAUACAUUAAUCUGUAUGUUAUGUGUGUGAAUGCAAGUUCCAUGUAUGUGUCUACACAUCGUUAGUUUGUAAUAGUAAAAGCCUAUGUGAUAUGUGCUUUCGAAGGAUGCAGUCCACUUAUUCAUGCCAUUUAUAAAGUGAGGUGCAUUUUUGUCAUUGAUUAAAAAAACUUGUCAUCCAUUGUAGUUGUAAAAUUAUGUAUAAAGAUUUGUAUUUAAUUUAUAGUUGAAGCAAUAACAUUUUACCUAAAUUUCUAUUAUUAUCAUAAUCAUAAAUGAAUGGAUGUUUGCAGACAGAAAGCUACAUGCUCAUCAAAAUAUUGUGAUGACUUUUGCACUAAUGUUAUAAUAUUACAAAUAUCAUCCUGAUGUACUCAGUGUUGUAUGUGAGAUUUACAAAUUACAAUGAUGCAUUCGCUAAUAAAAAAUUAACAUUU